Molecule: messenger RNA, 1076 nt
Organism: Lepisosteus oculatus (spotted gar)
Lineage: Eukaryota; Metazoa; Chordata; Actinopteri; Semionotiformes; Lepisosteidae
Gene: colec10
Product: collectin sub-family member 10 (C-type lectin)
Source: RefSeq, a predicted model, not a curated record
UUGAACUUAGCCAUUUCUCAAGACAUGCUGUGUUCUGUUUGGGAUAUUGAUAAGAGCAAUGGACAACCAAAAACUCACAGGAAACUUGCUUUUGCUGUUGUUAUUUCAACAUUUCAUUUUUAAUUAUGGAACAGAGGUCUGCUCAAACACUAUAUUACCUGGAAUGAAAGGUGAACAAGGGGGCAAAGGGGAUGAAGGGGUGGAAGGAAAGAUGGGAAAGAUGGGCCCCCCAGGACUGAAAGGAUUGCCUGGGGAGCCAGGGAGCCGAGGAGAUUUUGGAAUGAUGGGAAAGAUUGGACCAGUUGGAGCAAAAGGUGACAAAGGCGUUAAGGGAAUUGAAGGGCCCCCUGGAUUCAAAGGAAAACCUGGCAUUACCUGUGACUGUGGAAGAUACAGGAAAGUGGUAGGACAAAUGGAUAUCAACAUCAGCAAGCUGAAGAAUUCAGUGAAGUUUGUAAAAAAUGUCAUUUUAGGUGUCAAGGAGACGGAUGAGAAGGUCUAUCUGAUUGUAAAAGAAGCCAAAAAGUAUAAGGAAGCUCUGAUAAACUGCAGGCUAAGAGGAGGGACUCUGGCCAUGCCCAAAGAUGAGGACACCAACUCCCUGAUUGCCAGUUACGUUAGUCAGGCUGGUCUGACCCGUGUCUUCAUUGGCCUACAUGAUUCAGACAAGGAGGGUCAGUUUGUGUAUGUAGACGGCACUCCUCUGCAGAAUUACACUGGCUGGAGUCCAGGGGAGCCCAACAAUGCCUUCGUUAAUGAGAACUGUGUGGAAAUGGAGAACACUGGCUUCUGGAAUGACGUAGAAUGUGACCUCACCAUUUAUUUCGUGUGUGAAUUUUGGAAAAAGAGAAGGGCUGCAGCCACUGUCACUUGAGGUCACCAUCACUUCAUCUGUGACUCACACAGAUAUGAAUUCUCUACUGACAGCAAUAAUGUGGGCAUUUCUGUUUAAAAAUAAAAAAAAACAAUGUGUCACUGGCUGUCUGAUUAAUGUUGAUUUGGGUUUGCUUUAAAUCUUUCUGCUUUUUGAUUCACAGAACAAAACAAUGAAAGCCAAAUAAACAGCUGCAGUACAA